AGCCACAGGGGGGAGGGGGGAUUCUCUACCGGCCAGAAAAUUCUCUAGCGCGCCGGGAGAGCGCGUAGUCGUCGAUUCCCUUCCCUUUCUCUUCCUCCUCCUCCUCCCGCCCCUCGCUCCCACCAAUUUGUUUUAUUUAUAUAAACUUUUGUGUCACGCGGCGACGCAGCGCGUCGCGUAUACGUUUUCUUCUGCGCGCAUUGACGAAUGAGGCACGGCGAAAUUUUGAAAAGAAAUUGACGAAUCUUUGCUGUCGUUAACGAAUAACGCUAACACGAAAGUAAUUAAACUUUUUGUUUAACUUAAUUAGCGAUUAAUUCGACCGGCAGAAUUGCUUGCUGCAAAAUUUCUGACCAGCGUGUUUUGAAUUCUCUUCGUAGAAAUUUAAAUUUAAAUUUUAAAUUGUUACAUAUAUGUAUUAUUUUUCUCUAUAACAGAAAAUCUCGAGAAACUCUUCUCAAAAGGUGGUAGAUCCAUUUUUCCAAAUUUCAAAUAAAUAAUUUGGAUUAAUCUUAUUCUUUUCUUUCCAGGAGACAUGAAAAAUACCGUAUACUACAAAAAUUGAAAAUACCGUAUAAAUCAAUGAGUGUUUCGCAUUUUGCAAAUUAUAUAAAAUUUUUCUUGCAAACUUUGCAGUUUGCAAAAACUAUAAUGAAUCUUUUCACUUAUAUAUCUUGAUAUAAACGAAUCAGGUGAAACGUUUCUUUCUUGCUAUCCGAACGGAGAUGGCAAGUGCUCGGAUUCGAUAUAUUCACCGAGAUAAAUAUUCAAGUACUCCGCAUAUUUUGCAGUGAUUUCCGGGUAUCUACCUGUAAUUGAGACCGAAGGAAGACACGCUCAUCGAUUCUGAUGAAUAAUACCGACGCAAGUCUAAUUCCAACGGCCCAUGUUUUGUCCGUCGUAACUAUGACUACAACUUGCUAAGUUAAAAGAGAAGUGUCGACGUCGGAGACGUACUAUUGCGGAGGAGACACUCGAAGCAAGUGUGCAGCGAAUUCACGAGGUGACGUUCAAAAACAAUUCGGGCGAAAUGAACGAUAAGGAUGACAGCGCUUGGGUGUUCGAUUCCUUGAUUGGAUUUCUGCAAGGUCCCAUUUGGUCUUCACCUCUGCUGACUUUCAUCGAGGAAAAGUCCCUCGUUUUCGAGGCCAACACCGAAGACUGCGAAGAGUAUCGGAAAAUAUAUCAGGAGUACAAAAACUUGGUUGACUUGCUGCUCGGGUGCUUUAUGGAAGAUAUGGGUAUCACACCGGAACAAUUCGAGCACGCGUGCACCGUUAACCGAGAUACAAAGAUCCCGAUACAUUUUCAACAAAAUCUAUUCGAACAAAUAUGGGCGGCGAAUGAGUACGAGAUAUUCAAAAGGAUGAUGAUACAAAAGAACCUGGAGCUCCAGCUGCAGGCGCUAAAUAUGAUCGAACAAAAAUACGGUCUCACACCUGCCUCCCUCGUGUACGAGACGGACGGUUUCCUCGACGACGAACUGGUCAUGGAAGAUUUGAUACACAAACGUGUUCUGGAAGAUCAGAGUGAGGAGGAACCAGGCAUGUCCUCAGAAACAACGUUAAUUGCUGAACACGAGCGUUUAGCUGCCGAAUAUCAAAAUGAAAGAGCGUUAUUGGAAGAAGCAUUAAGAAAGUCGAAAGACGUCUCUCGAAAUACUUCGGACGACGAGUCAGCGGAAGAAGUUGAGUGUGCCGCCGUGUCCGCUGACGAAGAGCCGUUAGACAAACUUCAACUCAGGAAGAUGGGGCCUCUCAAGCCAAUACCGACUUCAAAAAAGAAAUCUGAUGAAGAUGAAGAGACGAAUGCAGAAGAUAUUAAAAAGAGGCAAGAAUAUCUGAAAGCCAGGCGAGACAAACUCGUAGCUUUGAAAAAGGAAGCUAGGAGCCAACAGCUAGAAAUGAACAAAACUCGACCAAGCUCGGCUAGAGUAAUUGCUGAAGCCACUAUGAAAGGGCAGCAAGAACUAGAAGCAGCGCAAGCUGUAGAUCCUUCAAUACUUCAAGUACGAAGGGCUCUUGCAGCCCGACUGAAAGCUGAAGUUGUGCACAAGUAAUUUUAAUUACGCAUUAUUAUAUACAUAUAUAUAU
Temnothorax curvispinosus is the source of this 2093-nucleotide messenger RNA. RefSeq names its product cilia- and flagella-associated protein 36. The record is from RefSeq and is a predicted model, not a curated record. Gene Ontology annotation, cellular component: ciliary base; axoneme. Lineage: Eukaryota; Metazoa; Arthropoda; Insecta; Hymenoptera; Formicidae. The transcript is spliced from 5 exons. Bases 1031 to 2059 code for a protein of 342 amino acids.